GCUCUAGAAUCGAAAUGUACUCUGGGACAUGAAGUCCACAUCUGUCCUGGAAGGAUAGCAUGCAGCAUGGAAGACGCCGGUGAAAGGUCUAAUUAUUGUGAAAAUACCUCAGACUGCGAAGAAGACAGAGGCUCGGAUAAUGAUUUUGAAACAUCAAAGCUUGGAACGAAAGAAUACUGGGAGGAAAUGUACCAGAAAGAGCUUGAAACAUUCAAAGAUAUAGGAGAUGUAGGGGAGAUAUGGUUUGGUGAGGAAAGCAUGAGCCGUGUCCUGGGAUGGAUGCAGACGGCAAAGAUCCCUGAGAAUGCUGCCAUUCUUGACAUCGGGACUGGAAAUGGAGCCUUUUUGGUUGAGCUGGCAAAACAUGGAUUUAAGAACCUGACUGGUGUAGACUAUUCUCCAGCAUCUGUAGAACUGGCCAGAAAUGUUCUCCAAACAGAAUGCUUGUCUGAUAUCACAGUGAAGGAGGUGGAUUUCCUAAACUGCAAUAGAGAGCUGAAAGAGUUUGAUGUCUGCAUUGACAAAGGAACUUUUGAUGCGAUAAGCCUAAAUCCAAACAACUCCAAAGAGGCAAAGAAACUCUAUGUCCAAGCUUUAAGGGAUGCCCUGAAAGAAAAUGGCUUCUUUUCUAUCACUUCAUGUAACUGGACCAAGGAGCAGCUGCUCCAGAGAUUCAAUGAAGGAUUUGAGUUCGUGCAGGAGUUGCCUACACCAAGGUUCCAGUUUGGAGGCAAGACAGGCAACAGUGUGACAGCUCUCAUCUUCAAGAGAGUACAUUAGUGGAUGUUUCACCGAAACAUGUUUGCCACCUGUUCAAAUCCUUCAAAUCCCAAAUCCUUCCAAUCCAUUUCUGCUGGUUCUGUUUUUUUAUACAUAUAUAUAUAUAUAUUUUGUUUUUUUUUUGUUUUUGUGUGCUAAUAAAGACACUUUGUUCACUCUUAACAGACCUCAAUAAUAGGUUAUGAAUGAAGAAACCCACUUCAGUUGCAUAAGCCUUUUUUGUUGAAAAUAAAUCAGGUUGUGUAUAAAUU
Molecule: messenger RNA, 1031 nt
Organism: Oryzias latipes (Japanese medaka)
Lineage: Eukaryota; Metazoa; Chordata; Actinopteri; Beloniformes; Adrianichthyidae
Gene: eef1akmt2
Product: EEF1A lysine methyltransferase 2
Cellular component (GO): cytoplasm
Molecular function (GO): protein-lysine N-methyltransferase activity
Source: RefSeq, a predicted model, not a curated record